Hypoxylon trugodes is the source of this 3027-nucleotide messenger RNA. Its product is annotated as muts domain V-domain-containing protein. Lineage: Eukaryota; Fungi; Ascomycota; Sordariomycetes; Xylariales; Hypoxylaceae. Gene Ontology annotation, molecular function: ATP-dependent DNA damage sensor activity; ATP binding; mismatched DNA binding. Gene Ontology annotation, cellular component: nucleus. Gene Ontology annotation, biological process: mismatch repair. The coding region runs from base 1 to 3027 and encodes 1008 amino acids. The transcript has 2 exons. The record is from RefSeq and is a predicted model, not a curated record.
AUGAAGGACGACGAUGAGCCUAAGUCACUGGAAGAACCAGAGGAUGAAGGGCCAGCAUAUCCUACCGUCGUCUUACAAGCUUGGCGGAAUAUGCAGAAGUUUGAAAACUGUGUGUUGCUCACGCGCGUUGGCGGCUUUUAUGAGCUCUACUUGAACCAGGCUGAAGAGUACGGACCCUUGCUGAAUCUUAAGGUCGCGCAGAAGAAGACUAAUGCUGGACCUGUGCCUAUGGCUGGCUUCCCGUUCUUCCAGCUAGAGCGAUUUCUUAAGACCUUAGUCCUGGAUCUAAACUGCUAUGUCGCUAUAGCAGAGGAAUUCCCCAAUGAUCCUGGCGAUAGAAUCAAAUCGAAUGGAUUAAUGCAUGAUCGAAGGGUCACCCGUGUCAUCACACCAGGAACGCUUAUAGAUGAGAAUUUCAUGGAUCCGUACGCUAAUAACUAUGUUAUGGCAGUUCAUGUGAACCAUCAGGAAGUGGAUUCUUCUAGUUCACAAGAAUCUAAUAAGAGUGGUAGAACGGAGCUAGAAAGCCUUGCGGAAUUCCAAGUCAAUGCUUCCACACCAAUAGGUCUGGCAUGGGUAGACAUAUCCACGGGCCAGUUCUACACACAAGCAACUACGGUCACAUCGCUCGGGUCUAUUCUCUCCCGCGUUGGCCCCAGAGAAGUAGUAGUAGACGAGCUUCUCGAGUCGCAAAAAGAUCAUCACUUAUUCUCGGUCCUAGCUGAAGACAAGCAGUUAAUCACAUUCGCACCACACAGCGAACACCUACCACUAUCAGCAUGGACUCCGAUGCUGGAAUCCGAUGUUCCCACGCAGACAGCACAAAGCUUCACACCGGAUGAGGUUCAAGCCGGAAGCUUGCUUCUUCAGUAUGUUCGGGACCGUUUGCAAGGGCUGAGUAUGAAGCUACAGCCGCCGCAGCGGUACGAAAACAUGUCCGUCAUGUCUAUUGACAAAAGCACCAUGCGCUCGCUCGAGAUCAAGCAAACUAUUCGUGAUAGUGCCUUUCGAGGUAGCUUACUACAUAUCGUCCGGCGGACCGUUACUAAAGGAGGUGCUCGAUUACUGAAUGCUUGGCUUAGCGCACCCUCGACAUGCCUAAAGACUAUUACGUCGCGACAAGAUCUUGUGAAGUCUUUUAUCCAGUACCCCGACCUUCGCGAUGAAAUCGUGUUGCUGCUUAGGAGGAGCCAUGAUUCACAACGCUUGGUCCAGAAAUUCGCUCUUGGAAGGGGAGAUCCGGACGAUCUCAUAGCCCUUGCUAAUACUAUCAGAGCUACUCAAGAUAUCGUCUCGCUCUUGGGGACUUCACAAGAACAAGAGAAUACUACAUCAAAUUUGGAGGACAUGUCUACUUCAGAGGGAUCGUCUUGCUUCGAUCCUCUCCUCUCCCGCAUCAAGCUCAAAGAACCAGCCGCCUUAGCCGACCGCAUCAAGACCUCCAUCGAUGAAGAUGGCCUGGUACAACAACACCGAGAUGAGGACAGCGAGGCGAGCCAACUCAUGACCCUCGCCGAAGACGUCGUUGCAUCAGAAGGUGCCAAAGGCGAUCCUUCUAUCUUGCCUAAAGCGGCCGUAGCCGCCAAUAGUAAACGAAAAAAGCAACCCACUUCUAUCAGAGACCACUAUAGCGUCGAUGAUAACAUUGCCUUCGUCAUGAAACCCGAAGCCAGCCACGGCCUGCGCGAACUCCAUAAUAAGUUCCAAACCCUACUUCAAGAGAAAACAGCCCUAGCUGAAUCUCUACGCACACGUUUCGGCGCCGCCAGUCUGACGUUACGCUGGACGCCAACAGGGGGCCAUGUGUGUCAUGUCAAGGGAGUGCGGGAUAUGAAACGGAUCGUGGACUACGAUAACAGCGACGGCAAAGGCGAUGAAGCGAUAGUAGUAAGCUCAAGCCGAAGCACGCGAACAUUCCACGCAUCGGAGUGGACAGCUUUAGGUCGACGAUUGCACCAAACACGUUUCGAAAUCGGCGCCGAAGAACAACGAAUUUUCGCCGAUUUACGCGCAAUGGUCGUAGCCAAUCUCGUAAAACUACGCCGCAACGCAGCUGUCCUCGACGAACUCGACGUAACAGCUUCAUUCGCACGACUCGCUUCUGAAAAGGGGUGGACAAGACCUGUUUUACUCGAUACUACAUCCAUCACCAACCCCAACCCCAACCUCAACCCCACCCCCGGAUCCCUCUCCACAGCACAACACAUAGUAAUCGGCGGCCGGCAUCCCACCGUCGAAGCCGGACUCCGCGAACAAGGCCGCUCAUUCACCGAAAACGACUGUCUAAUCGGCGGCACCAGCACCAGCACCACCAACACGGCACACGGCACACUAUCCCUAAUAACCGGUCCAAAUAUGGCCGGUAAAUCCACCUACCUCCGCCAAAACGCACUCAUCGCCAUCCUAGCACAAGCCGGAUGCUGGGUUCCCGCCUCCCACGCAACCCUCGGCAUCGCCGACGCAGUAUUCUCACGCGUCGGAUCCGCAGAUAACCUCUUCGCGGACCAGAGCACAUUCAUGGUCGAAAUGCUCGAAACAUCGCGAAUCCUACGCGCCGCAACACCGCGAUCUUUUGUGAUAAUGGAUGAAGUCGGCCGCGGAACCGCUCCUCACGACGGUGCCGCUGUCGCGUUUGCUGCUUUAUAUCAUUUGGUCCGCGUGAACCGGUGUAGAGCCCUAUUCGCGACGCAUUUCCACGGUCUAGCGGAUAUGGUAACUGCGCGUGAGUUACAUGUGGAUCAGGGAGGUGUGAUAGAGACGUGGUGUACUGAUGUGGAGGAGAGUGAGGGAGGGUUUAUUUACGUGCACAAGUUACGGAAAGGGGUGAAUCGGCAAAGCCAUGCGUUGAAGGUAGCGAGAUUGGCUGGACUACCCGAAGCGGCUAUUGCUAUUGCGAGGGAGAUACUUGGGAAACACGAUGACAGCAACAAUGGCAAGGGUGAUUACCUGAAGAAAACUCAAAGUCAAAAUACGGUGUUAGAUCACGAUACCCCUAUUCCUACGAAACAGUCGACUGAAGCAGCAUAA